AUCCUCACCAUUAUCUGUGCAUGGAUAGCAGAUUUUAAGACUAAUAUCGGAGUUGAUAACCGUUCCGAUCUUAUUCUUUUCUUUGGCCUUUCAAGUUCUAACCAGCAAUCUCGACAAGCAAUAAAAAAUACAGCAGCUCCCGAUAUAGCUAAAACUCCGCUUCAGCACAUUUUUAGCCUAGACUUGACUGCAUUAUGGAUGAGAUUGACCGAUCUUUCUCCAGAUCUUUCUAUUUCUCAAGUUAGGCUAAACGAUCUACUUACCUCUCUUCUCGAUGACAAGACUGAUAUUUUGGCCUACCAAGCCGGGCUUCAAUCAACCAUCAUUAAUUACCUGCGCAAAAUCCACCCGAACACUUGGCCUAGUUGGAUUCUUAAGGAAACUACCUCUCUUGAUCAGCUGGAUGCAUACAUUCGUGGCCAGGUCUAUGAUAAAAGUGGGGAUAAUAAUACAUUUGUUUUCUAUCGUUAUUUAGGGCUCUGGCUACCAAUCGCUAUUCUGCAACGUUGCAUAUCCCAUACUAAUCUGGUUGGCCGGUUGAGAAAGUUGGCUGCCUCUCUUGAUGACCCUACCAUCAUUGGCUUUUCAGAAUCAAAUGAAGGCGAAAGCAAUAAACUUCAGGUUGCGGAGUUCAAGACUCGCCUUCUUGAAACAAUCGCUGGGUUGGCAAGUGUGCGUGUUGUGUCUCCUGUUCACACCAUCCCCUUAUUCAGCAUCGUAUUCGCUCCAGUAAACGCUAAAACCGAGCCACCAGCUGCCCUUCAUGCUGCUGAAGCUUCUACCUCUUCCUUCAACAAUGACGGAAGCCUCUUCGAUUGGCUCUUAUGUUCUGACCCAGAAGAACUUUGUCUUGUGAAGCCUGUCCAGGAAGGUCUGCCUGUAACCUCUGGACAGCGCCUUCGUAGCUGCCUCUCUGGCAUGCUGAUUCUCGAGACAGCAUUUUUGCUUCAUCAACCCUGGCAAUGGCGCUUAACCUCUCAGUUAGCUGAGAAAGCUAUCUCAACUCGUGGUGGAGCUUCAUCGCAGCCCAUUGGUUUGGUUCAACUUGGCUUUCGGCUAGACUACUUGAAGCCGCGACUUUCCCGUGAUCAAUGGAAAUCAGCUUUUCUUCUCAUCUUGGAAUGGGCCAGCCUAGCAUUUAUUUGUAUUGAGAUAAACUUAUUAAAUCAGCAGAGUCUAUCUAAUGACUCCAAUUGCAUCUUUCAACAUCAUCGCCUCUUAUUCGCUUUCCGAGCAUUUCGCAUGCUUGCGGCACUUUCCGCUGUUUUUGUCGAGAAGGCGUGUUUCUCUGGGGGAGCCUGGUUGGAUAGCCAAGUUGAAUAUCUUUCGGGUUCAUACAAACAGAUGGCAAAGGGCUUGCAGGCUCUUGGUGAAGUCGAUGAAGAUGAAGAAAAGGAAGAUGAGGCAGAAAAAGGUUUGGAGGAAGAGGAAGACAAAAUGGACGAAACAAACGAGGAUGGGGAACAAGAUAGAGAAAACGCGAUUUCUGCCCUCUUGGAGAUUGAAAACGAAGAUUGGGAAGAGGAGGAAGCUACGGAAGGUACAGGUGAAAACGCCGAUUCCUCCGUCACUUCGUUAAACCCACCGAAUCAGACACGCCGGCUAUAUCGGCCGCCUAUCAGUAUUCGCUCGGAAUGGACCAGUCAAUUGCAGCAAAAGCUCUUUUCAAUGGUGGUACCGGCAGUAUUAUCUACUUGCCUGUCGCAAGAAGCAUCCCCCGUUCCCAAAAUUGCCCAGAUUGAUACCCCCAAUGCACUUUCAGCUCUGUGCGCUUUAAUGGCGACCUGCCCUGCGGAACAGCUUGUUUAUGUGCUGACAGACCAGCCUCGUCUUGAGAUGGAGUUCCUCGGUGAAGCACCUCAACUAUUGUCCAGCUGGCCAGUAGCUCGAAACGCCUUUAUCCUUUCGGACUUGGGAUCGAAAUCCGUCCGCCUCUCGCCUGGUCUUAGAGCUGGCCUUGAGCUAGCUAGCCGCCUCCUGGUCACAUCUCCCUACCAAGCCGGCCAACUGCUCGGUCACCGCUUACUAUGUCGUUUACUAUCAUUACGCGGCUCCGCGGCUCGGGUUUCGCGUGUUCGUCUCAGCGACGCUAUCCUGGCGUCCUACUUGCCGCCAACUUUGCUUGCUGGCCUUGCUGCCAAACUUCCGUCCCGCCUUGAGGCCGAACUCUCCUCCGGUGUUUGCAUUUCGCGAUGGGCUAUACGUCCCCUUAAUGCUGACGAAUCAAGCUGCUUGUUAGGCUCUGAUCUACAUCCGCUUGAUCCCUCUGCGCAUCAACACCUUCUUGGCUUCCUGCUUGCUUGGGACGCUUUUGUCAGUCUAGUUGCUUGCUCCAGCCGCUCAACACGGGUCAGACUGCAACAGCUCAUUCUCUCUGGCGAGCUGGACUCGGAUUCACACGAAUUUAACAGUAUUUCAGUUGACAAUUCAACCUCUAGUCGCAUCAGUGUUAUAUGUUUAUUCGACCGCUUUCUCCUCGUCCUUGGCCGACUUAUGCCAGAUCGACAUUCUCUUCUAUCAAGUCUUGUGGAUGCUCAUUGUCGUCUAGAGCCUGAUGAGCGGCUCUUACUUUCCCACUUGACUACAGGCCAUCUAGCCUAUUUCAGCAACGAUAGGCCGAGGACUACCGUCAACAAUUCCCAUCGAGUGGGUGGGUCACGAUCAACCCGAUCCUAUCUAACUGGCGGGGACCGACGCUGGUGUGACCCAACCUGCCCAGCUGAUCCUCUUGUCCAACUACCAAGUCACCGAAUGUUCUUUGAUCUCUCGCAUCUGGCAAUUCGCUUAUUUCGCAGAUUGCUAGCUCAACUACCGACCAUAAUGCGUGCUUGGUUUAUCCGGCUGAAUAGCUUUAAUCGCCAAACCUAUUUGCCAGCUUCGGGAUCACCAUCAACGGGUUUGGCAUCAGUAACUAUCUCACCGCUGGUUCAGCGGCCUUGGCAGUCAAAACAACUUAUUAACAGGAUUGACCGCAUUGUCACUAAUGCUUUUAGUCCUAGUCUCAUUUAUGAUGAACUGGUGCUAGUCGAGCAGCGAGCUCUCUUUCGACAUGGACAGUCGACUCUUGGACAGUACUUCAAAGAUAAGCUGGAGUCAAUCUUCCCAAAGGUUGGACUUAACGAAAUUCCAGAGCCUGGAUCCCUUGUUGUCCAUAGCCGGCUGAACUCUAGAGAAGUGAGUUAA
Molecule: messenger RNA, 3183 nt
Organism: Protopolystoma xenopodis
Lineage: Eukaryota; Metazoa; Platyhelminthes; Monogenea; Polystomatidea; Polystomatidae
Source: the annotation of a GenBank genome assembly